Messenger RNA from Trichechus manatus latirostris (Florida manatee), 978 nucleotides. Its product is annotated as olfactory receptor 49-like. The record is from RefSeq and is a predicted model, not a curated record. Gene Ontology annotation, cellular component: membrane. The coding region runs from base 1 to 978 and encodes 325 amino acids. Gene Ontology annotation, biological process: G protein-coupled receptor signaling pathway. Gene Ontology annotation, molecular function: olfactory receptor activity; G protein-coupled receptor activity. The transcript has a single exon. Lineage: Eukaryota; Metazoa; Chordata; Mammalia; Sirenia; Trichechidae.
AUGUUGAACACCUCUGAUUGGCUGUCCCCAGCUGAGAUCAGAGGAACCAUGGGCAACAGCACCACUGUCACUGAGUGUGUCUUGCUGGGGCUCUCAGAUGCCUGUGAGCUGCAGAUGCUCAUCUUCCUGGGGUUCCUCCUGAACCACCUCCUCACUCUCCUGGGGAACCUCCUCAUUGUGAUCAUCACCCUCAUGGACAGACGCCUCCACACUGCCAUGUACUACUUCCUCCACAACUUUGCUAUCUUGGAGAUCUGGUUCACCUCACUCAUUUUCCCCAAGAUGGUGACCAAUAUCCUGACAGGAUAUAAGACUAUCUCCCUAGCAAGUUGUUUGCUCCAGUUUUUCUUUUAUUUCUUCCUGGGUACCACAGAGUUCCUCCUACUGGCAGUGAUGUCUUUUAACAAGUAUGUGGCUAUCUGUAACCUCCUGCGCUAUGCCACCAUCAUAAGCAAAAGGGCCUAUGUCCACUUGGUCCUUUGUUCAUGGAAGGCAGGAUUCCUUCUCAUCAUUUUUCCUAGUUCAAUCACAUUUCAGCAGCCAUUCUGUGGCCCCAAUACCGUUAAUCAUUUCUUCUGUGACAGCUUUCUCCUCCUGGAACUCGUACGUGCAGACACAAGUCUGAUAGAGCUUCUGGGCUUUAUUGUGGCCAACUUCAGCUUACUGGGCACUCUGUCCGUGACAGCCACCUGCUAUGGCCACAUCCUCCACACCAUCCUGCACAUCCCCUCACCCAAGGAGCGGCAGAAAGCCUUCUCAACUUGCUCCUCGCACAUCAUUGUCCUGUUUCUCUUCUAUGGCAGCUGUAUCCUCAUGUAUAUCCAGUCAGGCAAGUGCAGCCAGGGGGAGGACAGAAGCAAAGUGGUGGCCCCGCUCAACACUGUGGUGACCCUUAUGGUCAACCCCUUCAUCUACACCCUGAGGAACAAACAGGUGAAGCAAGGGUUUUUGGAGAAAGUGAGCAAGCUUCUCUCAUAA